Dalotia coriaria is the source of this 4643-nucleotide messenger RNA. RefSeq names its product transcription factor daughterless (gene da). The coding region runs from base 514 to 1890 and encodes 458 amino acids. Gene Ontology annotation, cellular component: transcription regulator complex; chromatin. NCBI's taxonomy places the organism in Eukaryota, Metazoa, Arthropoda, Insecta, Coleoptera, Staphylinidae. Gene Ontology annotation, biological process: regulation of transcription by RNA polymerase II. The record is from RefSeq and is a predicted model, not a curated record. Gene Ontology annotation, molecular function: DNA-binding transcription factor activity, RNA polymerase II-specific; protein dimerization activity; RNA polymerase II cis-regulatory region sequence-specific DNA binding. The transcript is spliced from 10 exons.
UGCUCGUUCGUGUUCCAACCGACAUUGCGCUCAGUAUUCAUGUGGACGAUGGCAGGUCGUAAUAAGGCAUAGUCUCCGGCGUUCGCGAGUUGGUGCCGUAUUCGCGUACCGGUGCAAUUGUAGUUUCUGGUUGACUCCUCGUUCGUUUUUAGACGACAUUUUGGUUGGUCUUCGGUUUCAACGUCUUUAGCGGCUGUCGCCGGUUAGAUACGUACUCGUUAAUCGGUAAAGCACAUGCGUAAUACUAGCUAACAAUUGUGUGAGUUAGUGUAAGCCAGGCUGGUUAAUUCCGCGCAAACAAAAACAGUUUCGCGUUGAUUAGAACUGUCUUCUUUAGCGCACGGCGCUAAAGGAGCCAGUUACACAAAAACAUUCCGCUGAAAGCAUGACUAAUAAAUACGCACUUUUCAUGCAGCCAUUGUUUUGUCAUUCUUUUUGUGUGCAUGAAUGUUUACGUAAAACUGUGCGGUGGUGACCUGUUUGUGUUUCAAUUUGCGGGUAUUGUCAUUAAGUAUGGAGUACACGAAUCCGUUUAUCCACAAUAAGGGUGCGGGUGGAAGUACGAGCGGCAAAUUUUGGAAAUAUAACCAAUGCGAAAGUGGGUAUGGUUCGGAUGAAUUUGCUCACGACUCACCACGGUACACUUCGCCGGCGGCGCCGGGCACCGGCUACUACCUCGGCUCGGACGGCACGACGCCCGGCACCGUGGGUGACUGGCCUGGCUCAUACACGACGCCGUACCAAACCUAUGAGCACUAUGGUCUCACGCCCGAAACGGAUGCGGCCCAAGGAUUGCCACCCAUGUCUUCAUUCCGUGCCAAUGGAACCCCGGCGACGACGGCUCCACAAACGAAUCCCGCGUUCGCGCCACACAACGACGGCAUUAGCAAAGCACUUAACAUUUAUCCAAUAGAGCAGGCUAGCGCGAGUAGUUACAGUUCGGCGCCAUCGACGCCUGUGAGUUCACCGCCGCCGUUGGCACCUUCAACAUGGCUCGGAAAUCACAAUGCCCCAGCACAUUCUCCGCACUACACUCAAGCAGUUGCCAACAGUGGAGCACCUCAGGGUAUACACAUGACCCCAGUUUUCGACGUGCAACGUGUAGACGAUGCCAUCGUUUUACUUAGAGAUCAUGCUGAGUUGCAAGGAACACGAAUGGAAGAAAGACUAGACGACGCCAUAAACAUUCUCAAGAAUCAUGCGGAAUCGCAAAUUAACAUGGGGCAGCUGCCGCCCACGUUAACCGGCACGCAGAUGACUUCCCUCGGUGGCUACGCACCUCCACCGGCCGAUCCGCAUCUACCCGAUCCAGUGAAAGUCGAGCGAGCGACGUACAACAGCAAAUGUUUUGAUAUUACAGAGAAACGCAAAGAACCACCAGACAGCGAUACUAAACCUUCUAGUUCCGUUGAAUCAGCCAACUCCACCAGCGGAGGUGUACCCAGCGGAAAAGGCGCUAAGCGGACGAGGCGGUUUUGUUCCAGCGCGGAAGAAACGGAAGACGGAGAUUUAGAUCCCGCCCAAAAAGCACAAAGAGAAAAGGAACGGCGGCAGGCUAAUAAUGCAAGAGAAAGGAUACGUAUCCGUGAUAUUAACGAGGCUCUCAAAGAAUUAGGACGUAUGUGUAUGACGCACCUGAAAACGGACAAGCCUCAAACUAAAUUAGGUAUUCUUAACAUGGCUGUUGAAGUGAUUAUGACAUUAGAGCAACAAGUUAGAGAGCGAAAUUUGAAUCCUAAAGCCGCUUGUUUAAAGCGACGUGAAGAAGAGAAAGCGGAAGAUGGGCCUAAGUUGGGAGUUGGCCCACCACAUCACAUGUUAGCGCCACAUUAUUCCACUAUACCUGGUCCUCCACCAAACUUGCCUCAUAAUCCAGGACAGCCCCAAUAGCAUUGCUAAACGCGAUAAUACACAUCAAAUACAAUGAAUUGCAAAAUAUUAAUACAAAAGUAAACAUUUAGAGCAAAGGAAACGAACACACUGUAAAUACACUCACCGAGACAACGCAAACAAAGUUCUACAAAGUAAAUGUAAAGUUUAAAUAUGAAUUAGGAAUGGCAAUGCGAACUGGGCGAAAACAAUGCCGGUUCGUCGGUACAAAAAUUUUCAACUAAAUGAUGGAGACAACUAAACUUACCUAAAUCAAGGGACUUAAUAAUGAAUAGGAAGAAAUCAUUCUCAUCAAUGAAUAUUAAUUAAUAGAUGCAUCGUCAUUACUACUAAUAACCGAACAAUGAUAGUUAUAUUUUUUUAAUAUAAAAGAAAAUAUAAAACGAGGCGGAUUGUAAUUAGUUGAGAAACGGAAAAUGAAGAGCAUCAUAUUUGAGUUCAGUACGGCUAGUACUGUAGUGUUACUGUAAUAUUAAGCUGAGUAAUAACAAAAUGUGGCGUUGAUGAUGGACGCCAUUUUCAGCGUUUUUCUCUCAUAUAUGGUUUAAAACGGAACGAACAAACAGCUUUCACAUGACGGAACCACAUCUUAGGCAAGUUAAACUUUGCUGCAUUGAUUUAUUUGCAACCAUUGAGAUUUUACACGAAUCUCUAGAUAAUUUACUUUUGCCCCAGUAUACUUACUUAUUUUAGUAAUUUUACUUAUUAAUUAUUUGAUUAAGUGCCAAAAUGAUGCUUACGUAUCGCGAUCUCGCUAUUAACGAAGGAUAUGAACUGUUGCCAUUUAUUUAAUCUUUGUAGUAUUUUAUUUUUUAUGCUAUCAUGACACAUUAUCAUAUUAAAUAUACAUCACGACGUCAACAUAGAAAAUUUACAUGACCAGAUCAGGAAGAGUGCAGAAAUUUGAUUUUUAUUUUUCUCAUCUAUGGCCUGAGCUCAAUUAAAAAGUUACAUUGCUGCACACGUUGACAAUAUUCGCCAUCUUUUGAUUUAAACUUUUUACUUCUUGAACCAUAUAAGCGUGAAAAAUGCAAUUAGAGCGCUUCCGAAUGUUUAGAAGAAUGAAUGAUGAGUACAAACAAUGUUUUGACGCGAAGUAAGAGACAUUGAUAACGUGUUCAAGUUUGACGAAUUGUAACCGCGUUGCGACGCAUUAUUUCCUGCAAAUAACGCGCCGCAACUUUACACCUCCGAAAUCAUUGUACAUAUAGUAGGAUUGUUUUCUUACAACAUUCAAUGAGGGUAAUAAUUUGUGUGCAACGACCGCCACCCCUGACGUCCAUCGGUCUGUAAUCGAAUGUAUGUCGAUAAAGCAUUGUUUUGUACAGUUGUUAAAACUUCGGACCCAUGGACGUCGGGCGUAUCAGAACUAUUCUGGCGGUCAGCCUCUGUCUGGCUUCACCCCUGAAUUCGUAUAUUUAAAUUAUAAUAAUUAAUUAAUGGGGAGUAUGAUAAUGUAAGAAUGCGUUAAAACUAUGAGUUGCAAAGGAACAAAGAGAAAUCAUAGUGUUCAUUUAUGUCAAAUGAAUCAAUUGAACUGCGAAAUACAAACAAUUCUAUGUUAAUAUGCUCUAAACGUGCAAGUAAACGAUGUUUAAUAAUGACUAUUAAAUUUCGAAUGGAUGUUAUUGUGCAAACAAAUAUGUUAAGGGAAAGUCAUUCAAUAUUUUACUGAAACGGAACGCUGCGAAAUGAUGCAAUUUGAUUCUUUCCCUGGCACCUUUUUUUAUAUACAUUAUAAAUAUUAUACAUAGAUUUAUUUAAGUAAUUGAUAACUUUAUUAUUUCUUUAGAUUUAUUAUCUUAUUAUACAAAAUAGGAAUGUACUUUUUAGUAUUUUUAAGCAAGCAUUAUUUAUAUAUUAUUGUUUUAUAUUAUUUCUGUUGUUAAGCGCGACCGACAUAGUAGUUUCUGUUGAGUUAAUGGCAAAUGAUUUUUUCUUUAAAUUAAAUUUAAUUUUUCAUCAUACUUUCGCUCAUCUACACACAAUAUACGCAGUAUUAAACUCAUAAAAUGAAACUAAUACAUAUAAAACAAAGCAAACAAUCACAUAACUUGCAAAUAAGAGCUCGGAGGUGGAUGUAAUAGCGUGUAUUUUUAUUUUAUAGCCUUUAAACUUUUUUGUGGGAAACUUAGGCAGCAAAAUUUAUUGCAGUAAAUCUUGCAAGAGUUUAAUAGACCUUUUACAGCGAUUUCACAUGCAGAGUAAACACUUGCGAUUAAUACUUCUUUUGCAUUGAAUAUACAUCGUAUCGAAUACAAAUUUGUCCACUGUUGAUGCUCGCAAAUUCGUAUUUGAUAUUGCGAAAUUGCAAUUAAAUGUACAGCCAAUUUAACAUAAAAUUUAUAUUUUUGUAGAAAUCUGCAUUGUUAUGUAAUGCUUAUUUAAACAUUGACUUCACAAGACGGUAACGACGGUGCAUACAAUUCAAAUAGAAGUAAGCAAUGGUUAAUUUUGCGCAAACACGACUCGUAAUGCUUCAAUGAAAAUUGAUUGUAACGAAAGGAGUUGAACCGAACACGACAUGAUCCCUGUAAUGAGAACUAUGUGGUAAAAAAACUACAAAUACAAGCUGAUGUUGUAUAAACGUUUAAUAAGGAACAAAACGAAUGUGUUUUUACGUAUAUAUUGAAGAAUUAAGAAAAAUAUUUAAAUAAAAUAAAAUAUUGCGUGAUGAAGAUUAUAAGUUAGGUAAUUCAUCUAGACAUUCAAAUGAUUAUCAACUAUAUGUAAUAUACAAUACGUACAUAAUA